This is a messenger RNA of Lampris incognitus (smalleye Pacific opah), 1305 nucleotides long. RefSeq names its product U2 small nuclear RNA auxiliary factor 1 (gene u2af1). Gene Ontology annotation, cellular component: spliceosomal complex; U2AF complex. The transcript is spliced from 8 exons. The record is from RefSeq and is a predicted model, not a curated record. Gene Ontology annotation, biological process: mRNA splicing, via spliceosome. Gene Ontology annotation, molecular function: metal ion binding; pre-mRNA 3'-splice site binding. Bases 32 to 763 code for a protein of 243 amino acids. NCBI's taxonomy places the organism in Eukaryota, Metazoa, Chordata, Actinopteri, Lampriformes, Lampridae.
CCCGGAAGAGGCUCUUGAAGGCUGAGCCAAGAUGGCGGAGUACUUGGCAUCCAUUUUCGGCACAGAAAAAGAUAAGGUGAACUGCUCAUUUUAUUUUAAAAUUGGUGCCUGUCGACAUGGUGACCGCUGUUCUCGAUUGCACAACAAGCCAACUUUCAGCCAGACAAUUGCUCUCCUGAACAUUUACCGUAACCCUCAAAACAGUGCCCAGUCUGCUGAUGGUUUGAACUGUGCCGUCAGUGAUGUGGAGAUGCAGGAGCACUAUGAUGAGUUCUUUGAGGAGGUCUUCACAGAGAUGGAGGAGAAGUAUGGCGAGGUGGAGGAAAUGAAUGUAUGUGAUAACCUUGGAGAUCAUCUGGUUGGAAAUGUGUAUGUGAAGUUUCGUCGUGAGGAGGACGCCGAGAAGGCGGUGAUUGAUCUGAAUAACCGGUGGUUUAAUGCGCAGCCCAUCCAUGCAGAACUUUCUCCUGUCACAGAUUUCAGAGAGGCUUGCUGUCGCCAGUAUGAAAUGGGGGAAUGCACUCGAGGUGGUUUCUGUAACUUUAUGCACCUGAAGCCAAUCUCCCGUGAACUGAGGAGGGAGCUGUAUGGGCGCAGGAGGAAGAGUAGACAUCGGUCUCGGUCUCGGUCUAGAGAGAGGCGUUCUCGCUCCAGGGACAGAGGGAGAGGUGGUGGCGGUGGCGGUGGCGGUGGCGGCGGCGGCGGCGGCCGAGACCGUGAGAGACGUCGCUCCAGAGACAGAGAGCGCUCCGGAAGGUUCUGAUCCAAAGCGAUGGAUAACUUUCCCUCUCUUCUACUUCCCUUUUCCCCCAGAUGAACUCGGGGCAUAAUGGAAGGGGGUCACUCAUGACCGAAACCAUACACAAUUGGAAAACAUGUUAUGUUGAUUGUUUUUAUUUCAAUUUUUUUGUAUUUGAUUUGUGAAGCAGAUAUGUGAAGCUUCUCAAUAAACUGAAUGGUUUUUAUGGAGUAUGACUGUUCUUUUUCUUCAACUUUUUUUAUGUAUUCAGAUUAAGGACGCAUGAAAAAACUGAGUUAAUUGUGUGUCCUUUCCUGACGCCUUUUUCAGUAAAUCUGUGGAACGGCUCGAUGCUAAAUAUAUUCAAAGGAAAACAUUCAGAGGAGGCUUUCCUUUUUUUUGUUUCAUGGCGCCAAAGAAAUGUGGCUCCUCAGUCCAGCCCUAUGCAAUCAUUUGUUGGUAUGGAGAUUCAGACAUGUCAUUACAGGUGCCCAGAAGGUAACAUUGUUUUGACAAAGACACAGUCAAUUAAACUGCAAUAAAUUGUUUUGUUUUGGGGUUUUUUU